Molecule: messenger RNA, 2547 nt
Organism: Daphnia magna
Lineage: Eukaryota; Metazoa; Arthropoda; Branchiopoda; Diplostraca; Daphniidae
Product: myosin heavy chain, cardiac muscle isoform-like
Exons: 3
Coding region: 1-2547 (848 amino acids)
Molecular function (GO): nucleic acid binding; zinc ion binding
Source: RefSeq, a predicted model, not a curated record
AUGAAUAGCAUUUCUAAAAACUCACCAGAGACUGCUCUCAACACUAAUCCACUUUACCCCGACUUAACUCACCAGCACCUACCCUCCCUAUAUCCUACCCUAGAUACCCUUGACACCCAAGACCCUGAGUCCGAAACACAACAAAUUAGAGAACAAUUUAUCGCACAUUGGAAAGAGCUCGUAGAGCUUGAGUACGAACAUUUUAACGAAAAAACUAAACCCCACCAAACCAUCUCAACAACACUAAACUUAAAGAAAAUAGAGGAAAAACAGCAAGAGAUCCACAGAAAAACUAACAACACACUUCAACUUUAUACGCACUCUAUAUUAAAGAAAACUUUGGAGACCCCAGACAAUAUCACACCUAACAUAGUAACUCAGACCGCCAAUACCCUUAAAACUGAAAUAGCACGGCAUGGUGGAGAACAAAGUAAAGUAGAUGAUCUUUUACAACAAAAAGCUAAAAGUUCCAAAUACACCUUAAGUAGCUCCCUUGAACAAUUACAAGAAAACAAUAACACCCUCACAAAAUCGCUUGAGAAAGCCCACACCCGAAUUAAAGAAUUAGAGAAUAAUCAAGAAAAAAAACUAGACGCUACCAAGAAAGAGGUUAAAAACACUUCAGAAAGAAUCCAGCAGUUAGAAACCGAAAUCAGAGAAACGAAUAAAGCCUUUAACGAGACCCAGACAGAAAAAAAAUCUUUGCGAAAAAACCUGACAGACAUAACCGUGAAGACCAGAGACAUCGAAAAAGAACUACUAGAAGCCCAAGCAUACACCACAAAGCAGCAAGAUAAAAUAUCGUAUCUGGAGAGUCGCAUAGCAGAAUAUAAACAACGAGAAUUUCAUUUUCUGGAGGCUGAAGGAACAGACGACUCAACACGGGAAGAAACGGUUGGAGAAGUAACGGAACUAGUAAACCAGAUUAACGACUUAACAUCUCUAACGGGAAUUGGAGAGAAAUCCUUACAUUUCGAACUAGAAGCUGAACAAGUUUCUGAACUACAACAAGUGAUAGAUACUCUAAAAAACCAAAUAGAGUUGCAAAACAACGAUAUAUAUCAUCUGCAAAAGGAAAACAGCCGCCUGAAUCAAAAUCUUAAGAUGGGAAUAACUCACGACGCCAGCAGUAAGACCGAUGACGCCAACGGUAGGAAAGAAGAUUCGACAAGCAGCAAAGCAACAACUGACGAACAAGCUAUGGUGUCUAGCCUAACUCAACCAAUUGUUAAAGUUUUGGGAGAACUUUUUUCCAGAGAAGACAAAAAAUCCAUCCCACCUUUCAAAGGAAAGAGCACAGAUAAACUCAUCACGGAAUGGCUGAAAGGAGCGGAACACGUUGCCAGGAACAACGACUGGGAUGACAACCAAAAAUUACGGUUUUUCUCAGAUCGGCUAAAAGGAGAAGCCCUUGAGUGGCACGGAGAAUAUAGUGAAGAGCAAGGAGAAGAACUUAACUAUGGAGAUUGGAGAGAAGCAAUCAUCGAAAGAUUCCAGGACGCUUUCGACUUAGCUACCCUCAAGAAAAAAUUAUUGAAACUUAAACAAAAACCAGAAGAGAAUUGCCGAGCAUUCGUGUCCAGAUUAAAUAGCCUAUACGACAGCAUCGAAGGGAAAGAAGACAAAUUAGAUCAAGAUAAAACAACCAUCGUGGAAGACCAACUACUUAGUAAAGUAAAGAAGAUGAGAGACGGAACAAAAAUCAAAAUUCUUCUGCAAGGGAUUCUACCGAAGAUAAAAGCUGAACUGUAUUUAAGAAUGCCUGAAGAUCCUAAUGACUUUGAUGCUCUUUGUAAAAAAUUGUUCAUAUCUGAACAAAUUUUACAAAAUAAGGAAAACAACGAAGAAAAAGAAAUCACUGCAGUCAUAGCAGGAAUCACGCACCACGAACAACAACAAGACAAAGAACUAUCUCAACAAAAGACUGAAAUAGAAAAAUUAAGACAAAAAAUUUUGGAAUUGGAAUGCGCUAAUAAAAGUCGUGAACUAUCCCAGGAAAAUUCUGCGACAAUAGCAGCAACGGACCGAUACCAAACCCGAGGGCCACAUAGCAACGAACGACAAGCCAGAUCACCAUACUCAAGGGUCCGAUUCCAACAAUGCCGAGACAACAGCAGAGAAUCAACUUAUUCGCGUAGCCGAGAAGCUAGUUUCUCAAGGAGCAGAGACGGCAGCCCACACGGAGGAAAUUACAACCAAACACCAAACCUACGAGAAGGCCCAACGUCAAGAGAAGGUUUCACUACCUACCCAGACAGAUCAAGACAGUAUAGUGUACGACAACAAUACCAAGGCUCGACCAAUCAUCAGGCGUACAGGCCUUACCACCAACCCAACGCAAUUCCCAGAUAUCAAAAUCAGCCACAACUAUUCCGGCAAAAUCAAGCAAACCACUUUCAACCAAGACCCCAGCAAUCAUACAACAAUCAAAGGACACCAGGAAAUAGGGAAAUCAUUUGCCACAAGUGCAACAAAAAAGGGCAUAUAGCAAGAGAAUGCUGGACCAAUAUGGCACAUAUCAAUCGUCCAUUCCGUCGACCUAUCUAA